UUUGCCCCACAGCCUUCCUCUCGCCAUGCUCAUCCUCACCAUCCAUGCGCUGACCUUUGCCGUGGGUCUCCCCGCCAACGUCUUCACCUUCCUCACCCUCCUCGCCAAAUUCCGAUGUCACCGUCCUCAUCCCCGUCUCACCGCCGCCGACCUCCUCCUCCUCCACCUCACCACCGCCGACCUCCUCGUCCUCCUCUUCCUCCCCUUCAAGAUGGCUGAGGCAGCUGCCAAGAUGGCGUGGCCCUUCCCCAUAGCACUCUGCCCCAUAGCGAACUUUUGCUUCUUCUCCAGCAUCUACCUCAGCACUCUCUUUAUGGCUGCCCUCAGUGUGGAGCGCUACUUUGGGGUCAUUUUCCCACACCGCUACAACCGGCGCCGGCGGUUAUGGCGGACGAUGGCUGCCAGCGCCGUCCUUUGGGUGGUGGCAUUGUCCCAUUGUUCCUUCAUCUUUGUGGCUGAGUAUCACCGAGAGUUUGUGGUCAAUGGAUCCAGGGGUUAUGGGGAAGGUGGAUUUGGGGUCAAUGGGAUUGAGACUGGGGGAUCCGGAAUGAGCAACCCCAAUGGUGUUGACCCCACUGGGCUGAAGAUGGACAGUUCCCGUUGUUUUGGGUUCAAUGGGUUUUGCAUGGGGGGAUUUGGAUUGAGCAAACCUAAUGGCAUUGACAUGGAUGUCCUCAACAACUCUACUGGUGACGUCACCAUUUCCAGGGGUUUGAUGAGCCCCGGAGUCGACAUCUACAGGAUCUCCAGCCCCGAGACUGACCUCAACAUCUCCACCCUCACAUUCUCUGCCUGCACAACCCCAAACACAACCCAUAUCCCCAUCACCACCCUCCGCACCUCCCAGAAAGCCUCUGUGACACAACCCCACCCGGUCUUCCACUGCUACGAUGACUUCUCCCAAACCCAGCUGAGCUUUGUCCUCCGACUGCGCCUUGAGCUCUUCUUCGUCCUCUUCCUCCUCCCCUUUGCCAUCACCGUGUUCUGCUACGUCCGCCUCAUCCGUGCCCUCCUCACCAGACCCCACAUCCCACUGCAGAAGAAGUACCGCACUGUGGGGCUGGCUGUGGCCACCAUGGUCAACUUUGGGGUCUGCUUUGCACCCUACAACCUCUCGCAUGUAGUGGGCUUCGUGCAGCAGCGCAACCCCGAGUGGAGGCCCUACGCUCUGAUCCUCACCACCCUCAGUGCCGCCCUUGACCCCUUUAUCUUCUAUUUCUCCUCCAGUGCUGUGCGGAGGGCGGUCAGUGGGGUGGUGGGGGCAGUUCGGGGCAAGAUGUGUGGGUUUUGGGGUUGGUGUCGGCAGAGGGAGUGAGCCCCAACCAGGAGGAGGUUAUGGGGUAAAUGGGGUUGUUGUGGGAGUGGUAGGUUUAAUGGGGUGAGAGGUCAGAAAUGGGGAUGGGUCCGGUGUCUGUGGGGUCAGCGUGGCCCCAUGGAUGUGUCCAAUGUUUGUGAGGUCAAUCAACGCUGAGUCAGUGUUGGGAUGUGCCAUGGGGCUGGUGUCAACAUGGACCCAUGGGUGAGGUCAGUGGGGUCACUGAGGUCCCAUAGAUGUGAUCAAUGUGGUCAGUGCAGGACCAUGAGCGUGACUUAAUGCUGUCCAUGAUGUCCAGAGGGGUUGGGGUCAGUGUGGACCAAUGGAUCUGAUCCAACGUUUCUUUAUUCACAAUGCCCUCCAUUCCUGCAAACUCCCCAGAGUCCCCAAGGCUUCCAAUCCUCCCAGUGCUCCCAGAGCUCCCAGUGUCCUGACAUCUGUCAGUAAGUUCAGGGCCACCUGCACUUCAUGGAAACCUCUCAGCACACACACCCUCUCUCUAGGAAAGGCGGCUGUUCCCAGGUCAGAGGACAUCUGGAGCCUCAAAGCAGAGUCCCAGCACCCCACAGCCACCAGGAGAUGCCCUGUACCCUGUAGGGCUGAUCAUAGGUGCCACUACAAGGCUGAAGUGCUAAUUAAAACUUAGCCAGCAGCCAUGUCUUUGUCUGUCAGUUCCUGACACAGGUCUCGGUUGUAGGUUCGUGUUCCACCAGAAGUGCUGGCGCUGUGGGAGUGGGACAGUCCUCUGGGGAGGGAAUCUCAAAGAGUUCUCCUUUGGGGUGUAUAUGGAGACACAGGAAGAGGUUUGUGGGGCCCCAUCGAGGUGAAGGAAGUUGGUUGGUUUCUGCCAUCGCUGGGGGACGAUGUGCCCCUGGGCGAUGACGAGCAAUGGCCGCUGGUGGAAGUGUCGGCUCUAAUGGCAUCUUGCCAUUGGUGCUGCUCCCCAGGAGGGUCAGGAAAUGGGGUGAGGGACUUUGAGCUGAGAAGCGGUGCGGCUCUGCAGAAGGGUUGCAGGCUUGUUGUAAAAGCGCUCCCGGUGACGGUCUGAGGAAAGGACAGUGAUAAAGAGAAGGAGAGGAGGAA
Molecule: messenger RNA, 2398 nt
Organism: Numida meleagris (helmeted guineafowl)
Lineage: Eukaryota; Metazoa; Chordata; Aves; Galliformes; Numididae
Product: free fatty acid receptor 3-like
Exons: 1
Coding region: 26-1315 (429 amino acids)
Biological process (GO): cellular response to fatty acid; G protein-coupled receptor signaling pathway
Cellular component (GO): plasma membrane
Molecular function (GO): G protein-coupled receptor activity
Source: RefSeq, a predicted model, not a curated record